AUGUCUUUGCAAGCUAUUAAGUUUUCAGCUACUCCAGAAGUUUCUUUGUCCAUCUUGAACCAACUCCAGGUUCCAUAUCAGUCGAAGUAUAUAGCCAUAGACUCUAUUGCGCCAUUACCAGGCGUUACUAAAUUCUCCGGCUAUGAAGCAAUCAAAGGUAUGUACACCAGAGGAGCUCCUGCCAUCAUGCUUGUUGGCUGCUUUUCCAUUGUCGUCGAAUUGAACAGGGUUUUACACAGUGAUAUUGGUUCUGCGCAGCAAUACAAGUACAACCUUAAUGAUGCUGAGAGCUUCAAAAGACGUUUGUUAGAAAGAAUUGAUGAGUUGAUAAAAUCACGUCCAACUGCAGUGAACUUGGCAAAUGGUUGCGAAGAGAUCAAGAAGAUUGUUGUUUCUGAAAAGAAUUCAGAUCUCGAACUUUUGUACAACCGAAUACUCCAGUUUUCAGAGAAUUUGUACAAAGAAGAUUACCAGUCCAACAUCAAUAUUGGCAAAAACGGUUUACAAUACAUCAAGGAUGUUCUCAAGAAAGAAAAUUUCAAGGGUCCUUUUUCGGUGAUGACAAUUUGUAACACCGGAUCUUUAGCAACAUCAGGUUAUGGUACUGCAUUGGGGAUUAUUCGUCACUUACACCAGUACUUGUCGAAAGAUAAAUCUACCGAUCAAUUCUACUUUGAACAUGCCUAUCCAUGCGAAACCAGACCUUACAACCAAGGGUCAAGGCUUACAGCAUAUGAACUUCAGUACGAAAAAAUUCCGUUCACCUUGAUAACAGACAACAUGCCUUCAUUUUUGAUCGAUAAUUUGAACAGAAAAGAGCAGCACACAAAUCAAGGUGCAUUGGCUUCAUUAGCUUCAAACGCUCCAAUUAGAUUCAUCAUUGUUGGCUCUGACAGGAUUGUUAAAAAUGGUGACUUGGCUAAUAAGAUCGGAACAUUCCAAUUGUCUUUACUUUCAAAAUUAUACGACGAGAUCAAAUUCAUUGGAGCUGCCCCAACAACAACCAUUGACUAUAAUACUAAGUCAGGUGAAGACAUCAAGAUUGAAGAGCGGCCAAAGGAUGAGCUCACUAUGGUCUUGGGCGCUAAAAUGAAUGGUAACAGCUUUGCAGAGGAUAAAGAAUCUAAAGACGUUGUGUUGGAAAGAGUUAGGAUGGCGCCUUUAGACAUUGGUGUUUGGAAUCCUUCCUUCGAUGUCACUCCUCAUCAGAACAUCGACUGUAUUGUCACUGAAAAGGAGUACUUGGUCAAAGACAGCUCUGGCGUAUUCCACCUUUAA
Molecule: messenger RNA, 1278 nt
Organism: Pichia membranifaciens NRRL Y-2026
Lineage: Eukaryota; Fungi; Ascomycota; Pichiomycetes; Pichiales; Pichiaceae
Exons: 1
Coding region: 1-1278 (425 amino acids)
Molecular function (GO): S-methyl-5-thioribose-1-phosphate isomerase activity
Source: RefSeq, a predicted model, not a curated record